AUGGAGGCGGCUGUGUAUAAGAAACAUCUUAGUUUCCGCGGCCGGGGAUUAGCCGUCCCCAUCCAACUCAUCCGGCAGUGGAGUCGCUCGUACAUGAAGAAUCACCGUCCGGACGUGAGGUGGAUGGCCUCCCCGCGCUGGACUUUCCGCUUCCGCACACGAUACAGCCUGACUAUCCGUGUGAAGACAAAGAUGGGGCAGCGCCUUGCUAAAGGAGUGGUCAUCAAAGCGCAAGAGCGAGGUUGGAUGGAUUCCAAGCUCGUCGAGGAGUGGGUCAACAAGAUCUUCCUCCCUUUCAUCAAGCCUCCUGCUGGCCGCCCCGCUGAGGAUGCAGUGGCGGCUGCGGCGAUGGAUCAUGAGGAUUGUGGGGACUUGCCGCUUGAGGAGGAGGAAGAGGAGGAUGACGAGGACGAGGACAAGGAUGAGGAGGAGGAGGAGGAGGAGGAGGAGGAGGAGGAGGAGGAGGAGGAGGAGGAGGAGGAGGAGGAGGAGGAGGAGGAGGAGGAGGAGGAGGAGUUGGAGUUGGACAUGGAGGGGGAUGUGGAGGAGAACGACGAGGAGUGA
Closterium sp. NIES-65 is the source of this 564-nucleotide messenger RNA. The record is from the annotation of a GenBank genome assembly. NCBI's taxonomy places the organism in Eukaryota, Viridiplantae, Streptophyta, Zygnematophyceae, Desmidiales, Closteriaceae.